AUGGAAGAGCCAGCGCCAUACGGAGGAUUCAUUGUGAAAUCAAUAGAAGAUGAGAAGGCCAAUGCAGCAGAGUUGGAACAGUUGUCGGUAGAAGUCCAGUAUCAGGGAACAACCCAGCAGAUCCGGCCCGAGGCAUUACACUUGAAUGGGGUAGACAAUUUAUCAACGGAAGAGAUCAAGGCCUACGUCGACUACUACCUCAACUACACUUCAGAAUUCGACAACGAUAAGCAGAAAAUCACCUAUAGUCAAAUCCCGUUUGAGGAUCAGUUGACUUUUCGAGUUGAAUGGAUCGACGAUUCCAAUGUCAAUGUCGUUUUCAAAACAAGCCACGAGAACCGCAACGCGUUGGCACAGCUAAGACUGGAACCAAUGACUAACGAUGCAAAUGAUGUAAACAAAACUAUACAGGAAGUGCUUGCAAAGCCAUACGACCCCAUUGUGGCGUUUCGAAAGAGUCAAAGUUUGGUGAAUCGGUUGGCGCUCGCAAACGGCGAAGCUGACAAGAAAGCUGGUGGGGGUGGAAAUGCGGAUGGAAAUGGAAACGGCAACGGAGAAGGAGAAUCGAAAAUGGACGAAGAUGAAUCGGCGAUAGAGUUGCGUAUCCGACAGUCUUUCCAACUGGAUCGAAAAGUGAAAAAUGCAUCGCAAUACUCGCGAUACUAUUUGAUCCAUGGCGAGCCCGAGAGACAACCUCGUCGCCGCUAUGCACCGCGGAGAAGAGAUACAGAAGAGAAGCAAGAGCAGGAAGAUUUGUUCGCCGAUAAGUUGAAAAAGUCGCAGCCGGUGCAUGAUCGUCGAGGAGAUGACGAUUUGUUUAGGGAAAGAUUAGCUUCCAAAGGACGUGGGCGUGGAGAUGGAGACGACGAUUUGUUCAAGAGCAAGGUCCAAAAUAGAAGAGGCCGUAGAAAUGAUGGUGGUGACGAGGAAGAGGAGGAUUUGUUCGCGGAAAAGUUGAAGAAAAGGACUCGUUCGAGAUCUCCCACUAGACCCAUGGAUGGUACUGGCCACUUCUGGGUGAGAUGA
This is a messenger RNA of Lodderomyces beijingensis, 1026 nucleotides long. NCBI's taxonomy places the organism in Eukaryota, Fungi, Ascomycota, Pichiomycetes, Serinales, Debaryomycetaceae. The record is from the annotation of a GenBank genome assembly.